Molecule: messenger RNA, 494 nt
Organism: Phycomyces blakesleeanus NRRL 1555(-)
Lineage: Eukaryota; Fungi; Mucoromycota; Mucoromycetes; Mucorales; Phycomycetaceae
Exons: 3
Coding region: 87-407 (106 amino acids)
Biological process (GO): translational elongation; cytoplasmic translation
Cellular component (GO): ribosome; cytosolic large ribosomal subunit
Molecular function (GO): ribonucleoprotein complex binding; protein kinase activator activity; structural constituent of ribosome
Source: RefSeq, a predicted model, not a curated record
CACAAGUGUGUUUUAAGCGUCUUGUAUCCCAUCAUCAGGGUUAAAUCGUUACUUGCGACAUAAACACCAAUACAAAUCCAUCCAUCAUGUCUGCCGAACUUGCCGUUGUGUACGCCGCCCUUAUCCUCCAGGACGAUCAGAUUGAGAUCACUUCUGACAAGCUCCAGACUCUCGUCAAGGCUGCUGGUAUUGAGGUUGAGCCCGUCUGGUUCUCCCUCUACGCCAAGGCUCUCGCUGGUCAGGACCUCAAGGCUCUCUUGUUGAACGUCGGUGCCCCUGGUGCCGGUGGUGCUGCCGCUGCUACUGGUGCUUCCGGUGCCGCUGCCUCCACCGAGGCCGCUGUCGAGGAGGCUGUUGAGGAGAAGGAGGAGUCCGAUGACGAUAUGGGUUUCGGUCUCUUUGACUAAAUCUCUUCAUCAUUCGUACUCUUUUAAGUAUGUCUCAUCUAAUAAACGCACACCAGUUCGUUUCCAGACUGUGAUAAGAAAAUAAUC